Pogona vitticeps (central bearded dragon) is the source of this 9701-nucleotide messenger RNA. The record is from RefSeq and is a predicted model, not a curated record. NCBI's taxonomy places the organism in Eukaryota, Metazoa, Chordata, Lepidosauria, Squamata, Agamidae.
CGCGGCGGAUGCGCUUGUUUGUGUGUUUCCUGCGCAGGCGCCGCCCCUUCGGCUCGGCCAGUUUCCCCGUCAGGAGCGAAUGGGUUGAGGCCGGGGCCCGGCUCGGAAAGUGGGCCGAAAGGAAGAGAGAAAAGAAGCGCUUCGGGCCCGGCGAGGAGCCUCCGGGCUUCGUCAGGCCGGGAAGAAGGCGGGCGAGAAGAAUUUGAGACGGAUUUUUAAAAAGGCCAUAAUGCAGCAUGGCAGUGGAUCUCAGAAUGCCCAGCGCCAGCUCCAAAGGUCACGCUCCUUCACAGGCAACGAGAGUGAAGAUCAGCAGACAAAUCUACCCCAGUCUCCGGCCCCUUCCUUUGCCCCUUCUGUGAGCCCAUCUGCACCGCAGUCUCCUGGCUACCAGAUCCAGCAGUUCAUCAUGAGCAGAAGCCCCGUCACCGGACAGAACGUGAACAUCACUUUGCAAAAUGUCGGGCCGGUGGCAACAGGAAACCAGCAGAUCACCCUUACCCCCUUGCCAAUCCCGAGCCCAACCUCCCCGAGUUUCCAGUUCAGUCCUCAGCAGAGAAGGUUCGAGCAUGGGUCGCCUUCCUACAUCCAGGUCACAUCGCCGCUGGCACCCCAGGUUCAGUCUCAGAGCCCCACGCAACCUACCCCAGUGCCGGUGCAAUCCAUAUCCAACGUUCGGGCUGGCGCCCCUGGGCCCGGCUUGGGGAUGUGCAGCCAGAGCCCGACGCGAGGCUUUGUGGACGCCAGCGUGCUUGUGCGACAGAUCAGCCUAAGCCCUUCCAAUGGCGGGCACUUUGUGUAUCAAGAAGGCUCCGGCAUUGCCCAGAUUUCUCAAGGCACAACAGCUCAGGUGCAGCUCUCGACGUCUGCGGCGCCGACGACAGUCAGAGAACGUAGGUUGUCUCAGCCUCAUUCACAGACCGGUGGCACUAUCCACCACUUGGGACCCCAAAGCCCGGUAGCCAGUGGGGCCAACAUCCAACCUCUACCCAGCCCUGGCCACAUUACGACCAACAGCCUCCCUCCGCAGAUCAGCAACAUCAUCCAGGGCAUGCAGCAACAACAGCAGGUGCUUCAAGGACAGCAGCUGAGCAGACCUUUGGGGUAUGACCGGACCUCGGGUGGGCUGAUCGCUGGGGUCGGAGGACCUCCCACCUUUGGAAUGACAUCGCCACCCCCUCCCACGAGUCCUUCCCGAGGCGGUAUGUCGCAGGGGCUGACCACCCUGACCUCCUCCGUCUGUGCGUUGGUGAAGAAGCCGAAAAAGCUCGAGGAGAUCCCUCCAGCCACCCAAGAAGCAGCUCAGAUGAGAAAGCAGUGCUUGGACCACCAUCUCAAGCAAAUGGAGACCCUGAAAGAGGCUUUCAAGGAGUAUUUGAUUGAGUUGUUUUUCCUGCAGCACCUGCAAGGAAACAUGAUGGACUUCUUAGCUUUUAAGAAGAAGCAUUGCGUGCCGUUGCAGGCGUAUCUUAGGCAAAAUGACUUGGACCUGGAGGAGGAGGAAGAGGAGGAGCAGUCCGAGGUGAUCAACGACGAGGUAAAGGUUGUGACAGGAAAGGAUGGGCAGACUGGUACUCCUGUUGCUAUAGCAACCCAGCUUCCUCCAAAUGUUUCUGCUGCUUUUUCAACCCAGCAGCAACCGUUUCAGCAGGUUCAUGCAGGGACUCCGGUUACAGGAGCCGUGAAUACCAUAGAAAUCGAAGCGUUUAAAAGACAGCAAGCACUUACUUCGCCAGAUUCGUCUAAGAGACCCCGCAUUGAAGUGGGCCGUCAUGGGAUGGUUUUUCAGCAUCCAGGCGUGGCUUCAGGAGUCCCUCUUCAGCAGCUCAUGCCAACGGCACAAGGUGGCAUGCCUCCCACCCCUCAAGCGGUACAGCUUACUGGGCAGAAGCAAAGCCAGCAACAGUAUGACCCUUCCAAAGGGCCUCCGGUACAGAACGCGGCGAGUCUCCACACACCUCCACCCCAGCUGCCCGGGCGGUUGCAACCCGCCAACCUCCCCAUCACGUCUCUCCCGGCCCCGCUGCAGCUCACCCAGCAGCCGCCGCAGAUCACGGAGGCUCCCGCCCAGCCUCUGAUUCAUGUGAAGGCCCAGCCGCAAAGCGUCUCUGUCACGCCUACUGUGUCGCACGGCCAAGUCCCGGCCCCGCUUCAGCCGCAGGUCCAGCCAGCCCCGCACGUGCAAGGGCAGAUGACAGCGCCGGCACCCCAGCCGCAGCCUCUAGCACAGCAGCAGGCCGUGACCCUGGUGCGCACCUCGGCGGACGCCGCCCCGAAUUCCCAACGCCUCCUUCCAGCCAGCACCCUUCCGCCUCCCUCCUCCACUCCGCCGGCGGCCCUUUCCAGCACGACGCCGCAGACCCCCUACCCGGCGCAAAGCAACCGGACCUCGCCCACGACCAAUAAAUCAUCCUCCCCGGUGGCCACCAAACCCCCAGGCUUGGCAGUGGCCGCGACACCAAAAGGCCAGAGCGCAGCUCAGAAUGCGGCGGUUCCAGCGCAGGACGGCUCCCAAGAGAAGCUGGCUGAGCAAGUUAAGCUGGAAAACCAAGUCCAUCAGCGAAUCGCGGAGCUGAGGAAAGAGGGCUUGUGGUCCCUGAGACGGCUUCCCAAACUUCAAGAGGCUCCUCGGCCCAAAUCUCAGUGGGAUUAUCUCCUGGAGGAAAUGCAGUGGAUGGCGACGGACUUUGCUCAAGAGAGGAGGUGGAAGAUGGCCACGGCGAAGAAGAUGGUCCGAACGGUGGCUCGCUACCACGAAGAAAAGAAGCUGAACGAAGACAGGGCCAAGAGGGAGGAACAGAACAAACUCAGGCGUAUUGCUGCCACGAUUGCACGGGAAAUAGAAUAUUUCUGGUCCAAUAUUGAACAGGUUGUGGAAAUAAAGCUACAGAUUGAAUUUCAAGAGAAAAGGAGGAAAGCCUUAAACCUAAAGAGGCGCUCAAGGAGAGGUAAAGAUACAAGACAUUUUGAAGACAUCAUGCUGGAAAAAGAAACAGAUCUGAGUCUGUGGUCAUCUGGACGAAAGAGGAAAGCGAGCACGUCCCUGACAGAUGAGGAAGUUGAAGACGAGGAGGAAACGAUUGAGGAGCAGGAAGCGAAGGAAGGCAGCGUGAAUCACCAAGCAGAGUUGUCCACUUUGGCUAAGGAAGCUGAACUGCCUUUGGAUGACCUGGUGAAAAUGUACGAAGGCGCCUUUGCAGAGAAUUUUCACUGGCCCCAAAUGAAAUCUGAAGAUGAUUCUAGUGAAGAAGAGAUGGAAGAACAAGCGGCUGGAAAGGAGACCCUCCAGAAGGAGUUUAUCUUGAUCGACUCCCUCCUCAGCAUCGAUCAGUAUAAGGGGCCGGAACGAGCGAUUCCUACCAAGAAACACGGGAGGGACAUUGCCGAGGUGGCUGCCACUGCCGAAGCCCUCCUGCCCAAGGGCAGCGCCCGGAUCACCACCGCGGUGAAAUACAACACUCCCCCGCUCUUGUACGGCUCUCUCCGGGAGUAUCAGAAGAUCGGCUUGGACUGGCUGGCCAAGCUGUACAAGAAGAACCUCAAUGGCAUUUUGGCGGACGAGGCUGGCCUUGGCAAAACAGUGCAGGUCAUUGCCUUCUUUGCCCAUCUGGCCUGCAACGAGGGUGACUGGGGUCCUCACCUCGUCAUUGCCCGGAGUUGUAAUAUCCUGAAGUGGGAGCUGGAACUGAAGCGCUGGUGCCCUGGAUUGAAGAUCCUGCUCUAUAUCGGUAGCCAGCGCGAACUGAGAGCGAAAAGACAGGAGUGGAUGGAACCGAACAGCUUCCAUGUGUGUAUCACCUCCUACAAACAGCUCUUCAAAGGCCACCAGGCGUUCACAAAGAUGCGGUGGAAAUACCUGAUUGUGGACGAGAUGCAGCAGAUCAAGAACAUGACCGAGAAGCACUGGGAGGCACUUUUCAAUCUCCGCAGCCAGCACCGCCUGCUCCUGAUAGACACCCCUCUGCACAACACCUUGAUGGAACUAUGGACCAUGGUGCACUUCCUGAUUCCAGGCAUCUCCAAACCUUACCUGGAUUUCCCAGUAAAAGCGGCCAAUGAGGAGAACCAGGAUUACUGUCACAAACUUGUCAUCAGGUUGCACCGCAUGAUCCAGCCGUUUAUUCUGCGCCGAUCGAAGAGGGAUGUCGAGAAGCAGCUGAUGAAGAAGUACGAGCACGUACUCAAGUGUCGGCUUUCGAACCGACAAAAAAUGAUGUACGAGGAUGUCAUAAUGCAGCUAGGAACCCAGGAUGCUCUGAAAAGUGGACAUUUUGUCAGUGUCCUUCAUGUUCUGAUGCAGCUACAGAAGAUCUGUAACCACCCUGACCUCAUAAACCCUCGGCUGUCCAGUUCCUCUUAUGUCUCGGAGACGCUGCGAUACAGAACUGCUUCGCUGGUCUUAAAAGCCCUGGAACGCAAUGUUUGGAAGGUGGCCGACUUGAGUCCGUUUGAUUUGAUUGGGAUUGAGAAUAAAGUGACCCGGUAUGAAUCGCAAGUGGUGCCCAAACAAAAAGUGACCCGGAAGCUUAUUGAAGAAAUUUAUACCUCUCCUCCGCCUGCCCCCAGGCCUAAUCCUGUCAAGCUGAAGCCAAGCAGGUUAUUCCAACCUGUCCCCUACGGGCAGAAGCCAGAAGGCAGGACCACUCCCUUCCCCAGCACGCAAGUGCAACAACGCACCACGACCGCCACAACAGUGGCUCAGCAGGGGCAAGUGCGAGGAAGGUCACCCAUGUCUACAAACCAAGCCGCCACUGCCGCCGUCUGCUCUUCCUCCUCCUCUUCCUCCUCCUCCUUCGCGGCAUCACAGUUUCCGACCUCUUCCGUCGGUGCUCCUCCGAGACCACCUCCGGCUGUGACCUUCGCCGCCACGACGAGCCCAGCCAAGCCGCGGGCUCAGACCACGGCGCCGGCCUUGCCGCUCGGCCAGGCUCCGCCGCCGGCUCCCCCGCACACCGUCCCCCAGAGUGUGCUGCCUCAGAGGCUGGUCUUGACCUCUCAGGCUCAAGCACGGUUGCCUAGCGGCGAAGUGGUAAAGAUCGCCCAGCUGGCCUCCAUUGCAGGCGCCCAAGGCCGCAUCGCUCAGCCGGAGACGCCGGUAACGCUGCAGUUCCAGGGGAACAAAUUCACUUUAUCUCACAGCCAGCUCCGCCAGCUGACCGCAGGGCAACCUCUGCAGUUGCAAGGCAGCGUUCUCCAAAUCGUUUCAGCCCCCGGGCAGCAGUACCUGAGACCUCAGGGCCCCGUGGUCAUGCAGACGGUGUCUCAGGCCGGGACGGUUCAGAACGCUCUGGGAAACCCACACCCGGCUGGCUUGCCAACUUCAGCGGUUGCCCAGCAAGGUCGAACCGUGGGCGCGAAUUUGGCUUCGGGGGAUUCCACGUCGUCCUUAAAACCUGGCCUUAUUCAUGGAGGACACGCACAGGAGUCUUUCGAGGAAAAAAACCGGCUGCUGAAGGAGCGCCUGGAUCGGAUCUUCUCUUCCAACGAGCGCCGCUGCGCCCGGGCACCUGUGUACGGCAGAGAUCUCGUGACGCUUUGCACCCUGGUGGGGGACAGAAGGACGGCCCCUCAGUGGUCCGCCGGAGUCCGGAAGUGGAGCUGGGCCGGCUUUGCCAACUGUUGCCUCUCGUCGGCGCCGUCUGAGGAUGGCAGCAACCUGCCGCUGCCAGGAAUUGGCCAGGCGCUGGCGCAGCAGCGGGAAUCCCUGAGAGAUGUUGUGAACAGGAUGCUCUCUGUGUUGCCGGCCGCGGUGGCCGCUCCUCCGUCCCUGUGUGUGGCAAAGCUCCCGGCUCUCUAUAGCCAUAGAAUGAAGCUGCUCCGGUAUGGUUUGAAAGAGAAGGCAGCACCCUUCCUGCGCCAGCUGCAGGAGCUCACCACUCCCCAGUUGCUCCAGUUUCCUGACCUCCGAUUGGUGCAAUACGAUGCAGGGAAGCUGGAAGCCCUGGCCGUCUUGCUUCAGAAGCUGAAGUCGGAAGGACGCCGGGUGCUGAUCCUGUCCCAGAUGAUUCUCAUGCUGGACAUCCUGGAGCUGUUCUUGGACUUCCAUUCCCUCACCUACGUGAGGAUCGACGAGUGCGCGAAUCAGGAAGAACGCCAGGAGCUGAUGAAGGCCUUCAACCGAGACCGGCGCAUCUUCUGUGCGAUCCUGUCUUCGCACAGUCGCUCCACGGGCGUCAACCUCGUCGAAGCCGACACCGUAGUGUUUUACGACAACGAUUUGAAUCCCGUGAUGGAUGCGAAGGCCCAGGAGUGGUGUGACCGGAUCGGCAGGUGCAAGGACAUCCAUAUCUACAGGCUCGUCAGUGGGAACUCGGUAGAGGAGAAGCUCUUAAAAAACGGCACAAAGGAUUUGAUCCGAGAAGUGGCUGCCCAGGGGAAUGACUACUCCAUGGCCUUUUUGACACAGCAAACCAUUCAGGAGCUCUUUGAGGUUCAUUCCCCGAUGGAGGAUGCCGGCUUCAGGGUGAAAGCAGAGGAGUUCGUGAUGCUUUCUCAGGAGCCCUCCCCGGCUGAAACCAUCUCUGCCAAAGUGGCAAGGCCUUUUAUAGAGGCUCUCAAAAGCACCGAGCGCGAAGAAGAGGAAGAAAUGAACCCACGCAUUCCGGAGACGCAGUCCGAGUCGGCUUCGGAGCCCCUCGUUUCGGAACUGGGGAAGCCCGAGUACCUCGAGGAGCCUUCCCAGCUGCAGGAACUGGUUGCUGUCGUGGAUCAGCUCACGCCGAUAGAAAAGUAUGCUUUGAAUUACCUGGAGUUCUUUCAUGUUUCAGCGGAGGACGGUGAACCAAAAGAAAAUGAGGAGGAAACAAGAAGUGCAAAAAAGUCAUGGGAGAGCCGCCAUCUGAAAGAGCUAAAAGAACACGAGGAGAAAACACUUCUGGAUGGGGAGGAGGAAGAACUGCUCACCUACACCCGGGAAGACGCAUACAACAAAGAAUAUAUUUACGAAGGCCCGGAUGGACAAACGGAAAUCAUGCCACUGUGGACUCCCCCAACUCCGCCUCAAGACGACAACGAUAUUUACAUCGACUCUGUAAUGUGCCUGAUGUACGAGACCACCCCUAUCCCGGAGGCCAAGCUGCCCCCUGUUUAUGUCAGAAAGGAGCGCAAGCGUCACAAGACGGAUCCCUCGACGGUGGGGAGGAAGAAGAAGCAGCGCCACGGGGAGACUGUCAUCCCCCCUCGCUCCCUCUUUGACCGAGCCACUCCAGGGAUGCUGAAGAUGAGGCGGGAGAGUAAAGAGCAGAAGAAGAACCUCCUGCUGAAGCAGCAGACGCAGUUUGCCAAGCCUUUGCCCACCCUGGUGAAGCCGGCGGCCGAGGCUGGCCAGGAUAACCCCGAGUGGCUCAUCAGCGAGGAUUGGGCCCUCCUCCAGGCUGUCAAGCAGUUGCUGGAGCUCCCCCUCAACCUCGCCGUCGUGUCGCCGGCUCACACCCCCAACUGGGACCUGGUCAGCGACGUGGUGAAUUCCUGCAGCCGGGUCUACCGCUCUCCGAAGCAGUGCCGGAACCGCUACGAGAACGUCGUCAUUCCCAGAGAGGAAGGGAAGCUUAUGUAUGAAGUGAACACUAAGAAGAAGACAAAAAGCAUUUAUAAGACUUUUAAUGAAUUAACCCCUGCAACGCCCCACCAGACCAAGAACAGUCGUCCACUUCGAACCAAUCAGCUGUACGCCCAAGACGAGGGCGCGACGCACACCCAGCUUUACACCAAUCAUUUCGAGAUGAUGAAAAUGAUUGCUGGGAAAAGAAGCCCGCCCAUCAAACCCUUGCUUGGCAUGAAUCCUUUUCAGAAGAACCCAAAGCACACAUCGGUACUAGCAGAAAGCGGCAUUAACUACGAUAAGCCGCUGCCCCCCAUCCAGGUGGCGUCCCUCCGAGCCGAGCGCAUUGCGAAGGAGAAGAAGGCUUUGGCAGAGCACCAAGGCCAGGCCGUCCCGCAGCCUCAGGCGGUGGUCCAGGCCGCCGUCACCACGGUGGCCAGCACGGCAGUCCUGGCGGGUGCCAUGAAGAACUCGGCCACUGGAACAAGCAUACAGGCGGCCACCGUGAGCGGGAACGUUAUCGUGAACACCGUGGCGGGAGUGCCGGCAACCACCUUCCAGCCCAUCAACAAACGUCUGGCUUCGCCCGUGAUACCCGGAACGCUGGCGACUUCGGGAGGGACAACGGCGGCCGCCCAGGUGGUGCACACCCAGCAGAGAGCCACGACGGCGCCUGCUGCCUCUGCGGAACUGGUGACCCUCGCGUCCACUCCGGGGGUCCGGGCGGUGACCUCUGUGACGGCCUCGGCUGUGGUCACCACCAAUCUGACUCCUGUCCAGACCCAAGCCCGGUCCCUGGUCACUCAAGUCACGCCAGCAGCCCCGGCGGGGGUGCAGCUUUCCGGAAAGGCCAUCACGCCGGCUCACUUCCAGCUCCUGAGGCAACAGCAACAGCAGGCGGCCGGUCAAGUCCCGGUGGCCCAGAUCCAGGCUCAAGGCCAAGCGCAGUCGCCAGCUCAGAUCAAAGCCGUCAGCAAGUUGCCCCAGGAGCAGCUCAUCCGGUUCCAGAAGCAGAAGCUGCAGCUCCCGCAACAGCAGCAGCAGCAGGCGGCGGCCGCCCAGCAGCAGGCGCAGUCCGGAGCCCAGCCGCCCCCCGCGCAGGUCCAGGUGCAGCAGCAACAUCAGCAGCAGCCGCAACAGCAGCAGCAGCCACAAGCCCAGCAGCUCACGGCGGUGGCAGCCCCGAGGCCCGGGGCUGUCCUCACCGGCACUACCGUCACGAACCUCCAGGUGGCGCGGUUGACUCGUGUGGCUGCUUCCCAGCUUCAAGCCCAAGGUCAGAUCCAGGCUCAGACGCCGCAGGGAGCGCAGGUGGCUUUGGCAAAACCUCCGGUGGUCUCGGUCCCGGCUGCCGUGGUGUCGUCGGCGGGAGUCACCACGCUUCCCGUCACCGUGGCCGGGAUCAGCGUCGCGAUCGGGCAGCCGCAGAAAGCCGCAGGGGGCCAGACGAUGGUGACCCAGCCGCUCCACGUCCAGCAGCUGCUGAAGCUGAAGCAGCACCACCAGGCAGCCCAGCAGCAGAAAGCGAUCCAGCCCCAGGUGGCCCAGGGACCGGCGGCCGUGCAGCAAAAGAUGAGUGCCCAACAACUCACCGUUCAGGCGUCACACCAGACUUCCCAGCAGCAGAAAGUCUAUGCUACCCAGCCGGCCCUUAAAGCGCAGUUCCUGCCAACAUCUCUCUCCCAGGCCCAGAAACCGGGUGGAACCCAGCAAGUCCAGACCCAGAUACAGGUUGCAAAGAUCCCGCAGGUGGUCUCCCAGCAAGCAACGGUGGCCAAUAUUCAGCAAGUCGUGUCCGUUUCUCAGCAGGUUCAAGCCCAGCCCCAGACCGUAACUCUGUCCCAGACGACGGCCGGGCAGCACCAGGUCCAAGUGAUCCCGGCCACCACCGCCCAAGUGGUCCCCCAGAAACUCAUCCAACAGCAGGUGGUCACCACCGCGUCCCCCCAGAUUCAAGCCGCCGGGGUUCAGAACCCGGCUCAGCCCUCAGCGGCAUCCGAGGGCCAGGCCCAGCAAGCGAAAGUCCAGAUGAGACCUCCCGUCCGGUUAAAGGCGCCCAACAAGCCCAGCUGAGCCCACGUGGGACGCUGGGGGUGGUGGUAGUGGAGGAGAAGGAGGAUAUUCUGUCUGAACGCCUUCCACACUGGCAAAUACAGGGCAG